Closterium sp. NIES-67 is the source of this 4971-nucleotide messenger RNA. The record is from the annotation of a GenBank genome assembly. Lineage: Eukaryota; Viridiplantae; Streptophyta; Zygnematophyceae; Desmidiales; Closteriaceae.
CUCGAAUGAGACAGGUGAGCCCAUGGCGAAGAUGAAAGGAGGAGGGCACAGCAGGAUGGAUCCGACUGCAAUAUUUUAGUAGCCGUUUCCUGGGAUGUCGGGAACCAGGACAUGCCGUUAGGCGAGUGGAUUAUGAAGGAACCAGGACAUUGAGCAAGGACUGGGAAACGGUAGCUUUAGGAUCGGCGUUUGUAACUGCUCGGAGGUUGCACGAAGGUCGCAGGAGGUCGCACGGUGGUCGCACGAAGGUCACAGGAAGUCGCACGAAGGUCUCGCGGAGGUCGCACGGAAGCUGCGGUUUGGAAUGGCGUCGCCGUGGGCUCAGCACGCGCCCGUAUUCGGCGCGCGCUGCAGCCAAUUCCCGGUAGAGCAACUCGAAUUUCCGCUCGGCGCGCAGGUCCUUGCGACGCCAUGGUCGCAUCAGUCGCCGUCCUCGUCGCUUGCUCAUCGUCAUUCCCGCCAGCAGCAUGACUCUGCGACGCUAUGCGACGAGAAUCCGCCGCUUGAUUUAUUCGCUGAGUGUGACGUGGCGGCGGAGUUCUUAGAUCUCCUGGACGCCAUUACCGACGGCUCGCACUCGAAUGGGCCCUGCUUCGACGAAGGACAGCCGCAGAGCGAUGCUAACUUAUUGCACCAGCAGCAGCAGCAGCAGCAGCAGCAGCGCCACUGCGAGCAGCAGCAGGCGCAGGCGGAACAACCCUCCCGGCAGUUCUCUUCCCCGUCAGGCUCCGCCGAUGAUCCUGCCACGCCCGUUUCCGUUGCCGCCGCCGUUCUUGCUAGCACAGCAGCCGCUGCGCCACCUCCCGUUGGUAAUACUAGUUCUAUGGCGGCGACGAUAGCAUUCCCUGCGCCGCGGCACGCGCAGUCGUUGGAACCCCUGGAGUCGGAGUCGUUUCACGACGAGGCGGGGGCUGCAGCGUGUAUGGCGGGGGUGAAUGGCGGUGGCGCCGACGACCCCAUCGACGUGUUCCUCGGCAGCCUGUUCGCGCAUCCAGAAGGGGGUCAUGCAUCUGCUGCCACUGCCGCCAGUCAUCCGCCGCUGCAAGGCGCUCCGAUUUGCGAAGACCUCGCGGAUAUGCGCCAGACAGAGGGUUGGCAUUCGGAGUCGUUAAUAGUAGCACCCCCUCCUGCCUCUGCCUCAUGGGCCUCGCUGCUGCCGUUGCACGGGGAAGGAGCGCACUGGCCGCAGCAGCAGCAGCAGCAGCAGCAGCUGAUGAUGAUGACGGCAGAAGGGAACGAGCCCUCGCGCGAACGUGUGCUCCAAGGGAGCGAGGGCGAAACGGCGUGUGCGGGAAUCGAGAGGAGCGGAUAUGCGGUGGGGGAAUCGAGCACGGGCGGAACCAGGGUGGGCGGAACCGACGUGCGGCAGGUGCAGGGCUCAACGUCUCCAUGGGAGCUCCCUGGCGCGGGCCUUAUUGGGGCGGAGGCUGCGGAGGGGAGUGGUGCGGGAAGUAUGGAGACAAGCUGGGAGCGAAGCGAGGGUAGUGCGAGUGGCGAGGGCAGUGCGAUGGCGGAGGGUGGAUCCGUUGCUCCUGCUGCUGCUGCUGGUGCUGAUGCUCGGGUAGGACAGCAACUGGGCGAGCUGCGGGGCGCACAGCAGCAGCAACAGAUGCAACAGAAGCAGCACAAUAAACAACCCCAGCCGCAGCAGAAGCAGCAGCAGCAGCAAAAUAUACCGCCAAAUCAACAACAGGCACCUGGCAGCAUGCCUCGCAGGCGGCAGCUGCCCAACCUGUCGGGGCGACUGGCAGCACUCAUAGACCGCAUCAGCGAUGGCAGCAAGGCAAGAGCUAAAUCCCAGGCCAACGCCAAACGCCGCGCGCUAAACAGCGCUAUGGCAGGAGAUUGUUCCCGUGAGGGAGGCUUGGGGCCCGAGGUAAGACCAGCAGGGGAUGUGAUGAGAGCCGUGCAGGGUGCUGGCCUAGAGGGUGCCCCGGAGGGUGCAGUGGGUGCGCGGGUGGGAGUCACUGGUUUUGGUGGUGGGUUUGUAGGUUCGCCGAGUGCGGGCGGUGGUCUGCCCUCUGGUGGGCUGGUAAGCGGGGAGCAGAGUAGCGGGGAUGAGGGCAUGGUGGGUGGGUAUGGAGGGGAGUCAGGCAGCAAGCGGCGAGCAAUGCAGGGGCAAGGGGCGCAGGGGCUCACAGCAGGGCACACAGCAUGGGGCGUGGGGCUACAAGACGGCGCAGGGUUUGUGGUGGGUGGUGGCAUGGAUGGAGGGGUGCAACCGCCAUGGCAGUUCCACCCCAGCGCAGUUCUCGCCUCUGCUGCUCCCACUGCGACUGCCUUUCCGCUCAACCCUACUACCGCUACUGCUGCUGCCACUGCUGCUACUGCUGCUACUGCUGGCUCUCCUGCCUGGUUGCUGUCAGGCGGCGCAGGCGGCCUAUCAGGAGACGUGGAUCCGUUCCUCCUAUCGGAGCACAUCAGGCGCUGUGCGCCCUCACUCGCCCUCGCCCCCGCCAUGCUCGCCGCCCCCCACGACUCCUUCGGCGCUCUGCAACUGCCCUCCCUUGCCACCACCCAUACUCGCGCCUCCCAUCCGCACUCGUACACAACAGCCAGAGGGCCUGCCUCGAUCUCUCCUCUUUUCUCGUACCACUCGCUGCUGCCCUCUGUGCUGUCUGGUGGUGCUGCGGCCAGCAGAAUAACAAGUGACUUUACGUCCAUGCCUGUGCCCAUGUCCAUGCAUUCGCCCAUGCCUAUGCGCUUUCACGUGCCUGUGCAUGAGCCGGUGCACAUGGCCACACCCAUGCCCACGCCCAUGCCCAUGCCCAUGCCCAUGGCUGUGCCGAGGCCCAUGCGUGCAGGCGUGCACAUGGGCAAGAGCGAUCUGAGCAUGGGUGAGGUGAGGCAGCUCGUGCUGGCCCUGGCUGAAGCCAUCGCUACGUCAGACAUGGACCGUGUGGCGGGGCUGCGGGUGCGCCUGGCAGCAGCUGCGUGCGGUGUGGGGCGGCCAUCUCAGCGUGCGGCGCACUGCUUCCUGGACGCGCUCACGUGCCGCCUGCAGGGCGGCGGCGCGCAGCGGUUGUACAAUGCCAGCUUCACCUCGCAUGAGAUGAUGCAAUCGCGCUACGUUUACUUCUCCACCACGCCCUUCAUCAGCUUCCUCUACGCCACCGUCCAUUCCGCCAUCCUGCAUGCGCUCUCGCCCUCCUCUCGCCUCUCCGCCACCCCUCCCACUGCCAUCGUCUCCACCCGCUCUCCUGCCUUCCAUCUCUGCGUUCCUUUCGAUCCCCCCUCCGCUCACUCCCUCACGUCACGUCCUGCUGCUGCCAGCACCAGCAGCAGCAGCUACUGCAGCGAUGGCUCUGGAGAGACGUCUGGUUUCGGAGCAGCAGCAGCAGCAGCAGCAGCACGAGACACAGCAGCAGCGCUUGAGGCAGCAAGAGCAGGAGCGAGGCCAGCAGGGUACGACACAGGGACUAAGAACCCGAGGCAAAGAGUGCGGGAGGCCCUGCACAUAAUCGACUUUGGUGUGUACCUGGGCGGGCAGUGGCUGCUGCUACUGCGCCGCCUCUCCUCCCUGCCUGGCGGGCCCCCGCGCUGCGUGCGAAUCACCUCCAUUGACAACUGCUUUCGCGCUGGACGAGCAGCCAGACCAGGGGCGGCAGCAACAGGCGCAUCAGAGGCAGGGUCAGGGGCAUGUGGAGUAGGUGGAGCAGCGUGGGAGGGGCUGGUGGAUGACUGGGACCAGUGCUGGGUGGAGGACUGUGAGAGGCUGAAGCAUGAGGAGCUGGGGAGGACGCUCACAACGGAGCUGACGGCCGAGGCAGCGGCGCUGGGCAUAGAGAGGUUCGAGCACCGAGUGGUCACGAUCCACAAGGACAACCUUGCGGAUAGCCUCGGCCAGGUGGAGGCCCGGCGACGGGGGAGGAAGAGGGGGGGGAGAGGGUUGAGGGGAGUGGGAAGCGUGUGUGCUGGUGGGAGGAGGAUGCAUGGGUGCAUGGAGGAAGCAGCUGUGGAGGGGAGCUGGGAGGAGGAGGAGGGGGGGGAGGAGGAGGAGGAGGAGGAGUUGGUGGCGGUGUGUUGCUGUCUGGAGCUUCUGUACUUUCACGACAGCUCUGUCAUGCGCAGCAGUCCCAGGGACACCGUUCUCAAGUGGAUUUUCUCUCUGUCGCCCGACAUUUUUACGUUUAAGGAGUUUGACCUGUCUGCCAACGGCCCCUUCUUCCUCUCGCGCCUGCGCAACUGCUUCGACUACCACGCCUCGCUCUUCGAGUGCCACGAGACCCUCUCUGCAUCUCCUGCCUCCAAGCAAGGGACCGCGGCAAGUAGACUCCAGCAGCAACAGCAACAGCAACAGCAACAGCAGCAGCAGCACUGCCAGCAGCCGCAGCAUCUGUCUGCUGAUCCCCAGCCCCUUGCAGGAAGCACCUCCCUCCCUCCUCCUAGCCCCUCACCUGCCCCAAGGGAAACACCUACCCGUCGGGACCACAUCCUCGCUUUUGAGCAGUCCCUUUUCGGGUACAACAUUAUGAACAUGGUGGCCACGGAGGGUAUGCAGCGCUCAGUGCGCCCCGAGAGCCUCUCUGGGUGGUCGCAGCGCAUACGCCGCGCAGGGUUCGUGCCGCUCCCCGUGCCGGCAGACGUGCUGGAGGAGACGUAUUGUGUGGUUCGGGACUUCCCGCCCGGGUUUGGCGUGCUGGCCACAGAAGGCGCCGUGCAACUCAUGUGGCAAGGGCGCCCGUUGCUCCUGUCCACUCUCUGGCAGGUGCCCUGGAUUAUGGGAUGAGAGUAUGGGGUGAUUCUUUUGUCAACUAAUUUAUUAUAUAUAUAUAUAUAUAUAUAGUUGUGUAGGCUUGGUAGGUUUUCUACAAUUCUGGAUCCUACUGUAGAGAGGACAACCCCCCUUCUUGUACCCCUCUCUUUCCUAGUUCAUGUCAACUUAGUCAUAUUAGCUAUGUAGAAGUUGUUGGGCUGAGAAAUGCCCUUAGGAUAUUUCCAGAGACUAAGUCCCAGUUGUAAAAGACUUUG